Racocetra persica is the source of this 392-nucleotide messenger RNA. NCBI's taxonomy places the organism in Eukaryota, Fungi, Glomeromycota, Glomeromycetes, Diversisporales, Gigasporaceae. The record is from the annotation of a GenBank genome assembly.
UCGAUAAAAAUGAAUAUAAAGUGGCAAGUACAUUAAUAGAAUUUUUACUUAUACUGUCACAAUUGUCAAACACAACUGGCAAUAAAAUGAACAAACAUAAAGCAGGAUAUAUUAAAGAAACAGGUAUACUUGAUAACUAUCAUCUAUGCAAAGUUGAAGCCAAAACAAUUGAUGAAAAUAAAUGUAAAGUGACAAGUACAUUAAUAGAAUUUUUACUUAUGCUAUCACAAUUGUUAAUAAGACUUACUAUACAAAAACAGAUUCAUUGCAAAGCUAAAUUCUUUUCUCUAGAAUCUUUUUCAAAACCUACUUCUAAUUUUCUUACCAAUCUUAAGAAGAAGCCUUUUGAUCGUUUAACAUUUUACAACCUUAUCACCUUACAAGCUCCAAAG